Salpingoeca rosetta is the source of this 1349-nucleotide messenger RNA. RefSeq lists its product as uncharacterized. The record is from RefSeq and is a predicted model, not a curated record. The transcript has a single exon. NCBI's taxonomy places the organism in Eukaryota, Choanoflagellata, Craspedida, Salpingoecidae. Bases 144 to 1265 code for a protein of 373 amino acids.
CACCUCAUCCAGCUGUGCACCUGUCUCGCCACCCUCGACCACCCUUUUCCUGACCAUCUACACUACAGGCAGGCAGGUGUGAUGCUUUUGCCAAGAGGCAACCAACCAUCGGCUGCAAGGAACAGCGCGUGAGAGCAAAGGGUAUGGUCGUGGCCGCUGGCAGUGGUGGCGCUAGUCGCCCGACGAAUGCGCCUUCGUGCCCGCUCUGCCCCGGCGGCAGCGUGGGAGGGGCGGUGUUGAUGGUGGUCCCGCUGCUGGUGUGCAUUGCGCUGCUUGCGGGAUGCCUGUCCGUGUCGUCGCUUUGGCGCCGCAACAAGCGACAGCGCCACGCGCCACAAUACGCGUCCACGUGCGCCAGUGGGAGAGCAAAGCCAAACAAGCGUGCAGCUCCGAGGGUGCAGCCAGACCUUCGCUUGCCACACCAACAGCAGCAGCCACAGCACCCACAACCUGCAAAACGCGUCAACAACAUCACCCCGCUCUUGCCAAUGCCGACGCUGACCCGGCAAUCCUCCAGCAGCACCGCUUUGCUGCCGCCUUCUCCGUCGGUUGCAGCUGCAGCAGAGGACACACCGUACACCACCACGCCCACCACGAAGACGCCGAUGACCUACGAGUCGACCGCAGCAAGCAGCGCCCGCCCCUGGCACACACAACAACAGCAAAGAGAAAGGCAGUCGCUGACGGUACGGACGGCAGGAGUGGCAGCUUCAUCGCCGCCGCCCGCGGGGAUCAGUGCUUGGGGCCAGAUACCAGCAGGCUAUGCACUGGUGCUUGAAGGCCGCCAGCACGACCCCUCUUCACACAACGACAUCACCGCCCACGAGAGCUCGCAGACCAGGCUUGCCCUGGACCACACGACCAACCCAUCGCCCCCGUCACUAGCAGCAGCCGGGCCGAACACAGUCGACUAUGGGCUGGCGAUCCCCACAUCCUCCCACCGUCAAUGGCGACAGGAGCGCGGCGUGUCGCAGCACAUCUACGAAGAACUGGACGUGCCAGGGCACACGGCAAACAUCCUGUACGAACCAUCCACAGCCACCCCAGGGCGGAAUCACUUGCAGCAGCCCCAAUUGCAGCAGUGGGAACAUCGCAACGGGCUGCACGGGCAGCGUCUGCCACUGCCGCAGCCGACAGCAGCAGAUGGUGGCGAAGCCGAGUAUGAGACGAUACCCCGCACACGCGCGUUCCGAAUCGACACCAGCAACCGUGAUUCAGCUGCAUCCGCUGGCAGUGGCACUUACUACUCUGUCAUUCCCGAAUGACAAGGCCUCGGUGAUGGUGGUGGUGGUGGUGGUGAUUGUGACGUUGUUGUUGUUGGUGUUGAUUGGUUUGAUACCUUCGCUGUG